Rhineura floridana is the source of this 1004-nucleotide messenger RNA. RefSeq names its product 3-hydroxybutyrate dehydrogenase 2 (gene BDH2). Gene Ontology annotation, cellular component: cytoplasm. The transcript has 10 exons. Gene Ontology annotation, biological process: siderophore biosynthetic process. Gene Ontology annotation, molecular function: 3-hydroxybutyrate dehydrogenase activity. NCBI's taxonomy places the organism in Eukaryota, Metazoa, Chordata, Lepidosauria, Squamata, Rhineuridae. The record is from RefSeq and is a predicted model, not a curated record. Bases 87 to 824 code for a protein of 245 amino acids.
UGCCGUCAGAAAAAAACAUGAAACCACCUCGUGACCUGGACAAAGGUCUCUGAAGAAGUCGGUUCCUGGACUCCUGGCGGUGCAGGAUGGGGCGGCUUGAUGGGAAAGUGAUACUGCUGUCUGCUGCAGCACAAGGAAUUGGUCGCGCUGUGGCUUUAGCUUUUGCAAAGGAAGGAGCCAAAGUAAUUGCUACAGAUGUCAAUGAAUCCAAACUCCGAGAACUGGAAGCUUACCCAGGCAUCCAGGUUCAGGUGCUGGAUGUCACCAACAAAGAACAAAUUGAAAAACUGGCCAAGGAAGUUAAGAGGAUUGAUGUUCUGUGUAAUAUUGCAGGAUUUGUCAGUAAUGGGACCAUUUUGGACUGUGAGGAAAAAGACUGGGACUUCACAAUGAAUGUCAAUGUGCGCAGCAUGUAUCUGAUGAUGAAAACAUUCCUGCCUAAGAUGCUGGAGCAAAAAUCUGGUAAUAUUAUCAACAUGUCUUCUGUGGCAUCCAGCAUCAAAGGGAUUGUUAACAGGUGUGUCUACAGUACCUCAAAGGCAGCGGUUAUUGGUCUCACCAAAUCCAUAGCUGUUGACUUUGCUGAAAAAGGAAUCAGAUGCAACUGUGUUUGUCCUGGCACUAUUGACACUCCUUCUCUGCGUGACAGAAUCCAGGCCAGCCCAGAUCCAGAACAGGCACUGAAAGACUUUCUGGCCAGGCAAAAGAUGGGUAGGAUCGGUACAGCUGAAGAAGUAGCUCAUCUCUUUGUAUAUCUGGCUUCCGAUGAAUCAGCAUACAUGACUGGCAGGGAGUGCAUCAUUGAUGGUGGCUGGAGUAUGUGACGUAGCACCAAGGGACUCCCAUUUGCAAAUGAAGAUAUUUUCCCUGGAGAUGCUGCUUGCAGACUAAAUAGCGUGAACGACUACACCCUACAGCCUUAAAGUCCUGAUUUCAUACUCUGGGAGAUCUCUCCAGACACAAACACUGUUCAUUACAUGACCAAUAAAAUGUAAUUCUUUUCA